CUUGAACUCUUGUUUUUUUGCGACACUUUAAAUAAUAUUCUAAAGCAUUAUGGCACUGGUUAGCGAACUGAACUACAGUGAGCUCACAGAGUCAUCUUCAGUGGUUUAUAUUCUCGGAUAUUUCUACAGUUUUGUUCGUAAACCGACAACAGACACGUUUCCAUGGAAAUGCUCGCGCAAAGACGGGUACACGGAUCGAUACGCGCGCCGCCUUUUUGAAGGCAAAAGGGAAGUGGAAGCGCGGUGCAUUGUGGGACGCGGAAUCGUCGCACUCUGAACCGUAUCACGCCGAAGUGGAGAUCGUGCAAACGGUUAAAGAAACUGCCUGAAAAGUUGCGGCCUCGCUGUUCUUCGCUGUCACGAAACGAGCGCGCUUCGCCGAGGCGCAUGACUCUGUUCCGGGCGUCCGUGCGAUGUCGCGAGGGGUUCGGACCGCCGGAUUUCGCGGCUUUUAAAGGAGCUCGCGCUCGGACGCGUACGAUGCUGAACGCCGCAGCGGCCGACAGAAAUAAAGAGCCCAUCCUCGCCGUGCUGAAAAGCCGGCUGACGUCCGACAGGCCCCUGGUCGCUCUGGAGAUCUCUUCGGGCACCGGGCAGCAUGUCGCGCACUUUGCCAGAGCGUUCCCAAACGUUGCGUGGCAACCGUCUGAAAUCGAGGCGCGGUCGAUGUCGAGUAUCGAGGCAUACAGAGAGUAUCAUAGGCUGCAGAACGUGAAGCCCCCCGUCUACCUGGAUGUGUCUCAGAGUUGGGAGAACUGGGCGGGGCUUCGGCCCGAGUCAUGUGACCUGGUCGUGAACAUCAACAUGAUGCACAUCUCACCUCUGUCCUGCACAGAGGGUUUGUUUAAUGGCGUUGGAAAAAUACUGAAGCCACAGGGAUUGCUUCUGACUUAUGGGCCUUAUGCUUUCAAUGGAUCAAUUGCUCCUCAGAGUAAUGUUGACUUUGACCACAGCUUGAGAUACAGAAACCCAGAGUGGGGUCUAAGAGAUGUGUCCUUACUGAAGACGCUAGGCCAGGAAAACGGGCUGCGCUUGGAAGAAAUUGUUGACAUGCCCGCCAACAACAAGUGCUUGCUGUUUCACAAGGACAGCGUGGUUUAAUAGAAUAACUCCGUAUUUACGUUUGAGUGGACUCUGUUAUAACGGUUUAAAGAUACUGACGACACAAAGGCUUUGCUGAAACUGAUCGUCGCUCUCUUUCUGGAAAAGACGUGUUCCUGUGGGAUGUACUUUUUUCACAAUAAAGCAAAUUAAUAAUAAUUUAGACAGGUAUGUUGUGUAUCUGUGAGUUUCUUUGGUCAUCCUCAUUGGUUUUCUGGAUUACGGUUCUGAAAUGUUAUGUGAUGCUCAGCCGUAGCUUCUUCUAGGAAGCUAAAAUGCACUAUUAACCAACCACCAUGUGCCAAAAGCAAGAAAGAUGAUCAAAUGUGUAUUUCGAAUGCAAUGCCACUUGCUUUGGGUUUGCUUUCAACCCUAAAUGUAUAUAUUUUUUCACGCUGAUGUGUAAUAUCAAUUAAUUCAUAGUCGCAAUCAAUAUAAUUUCACUAUAUUUGUAUGCCGACAGCUAAAUAUGUAAAAUAUCAAAAUUAAACCAUUUUUUAAAUUUGAUGAAGCACGGUUAUCGGGCGCAAUGUAAAAGGCAAUGCUGCAAUCGACGUUCAUUGAUCAAUAAAGAGUAUCAGUGUAUUA
Puntigrus tetrazona (Sumatra barb) is the source of this 1689-nucleotide messenger RNA. Its product is annotated as methyltransferase-like 26. The coding region runs from base 388 to 1101 and encodes 237 amino acids. The record is from RefSeq and is a predicted model, not a curated record. The transcript has 7 exons. Lineage: Eukaryota; Metazoa; Chordata; Actinopteri; Cypriniformes; Cyprinidae.